GGAGAGGAGAGGAGAGGAGAGGAGAGGAGAGGAGAAGGAUUAGCUGGGGGUGGGCUACAGUAUUGGUGUUACGUUAGAACCCAUUAGAGUUUUCCUCCUUUCAUACUUCCCUGUGAUGGCCAGCCAGAGAUGGGGAGUGAAGCUGUGUCUAGAGAGAUGGGGAGUGAAGCUGUGUCUCUAGAGAUGGGGAGUGAAGCUGUGUCUCUAGAGAUGGGGAGUGAAGCUGUGUCUAGAGAGAUGGGGAGUGAAGCUGUGUCUAGAGAGAUGGGGAGUGGAGCUGUGUCUCUAGAGAUGGGGGGUGAAGCUGUGUCUCUAGAGAUGGGGAGUGAAGCUGUGUCUCUAGAGAUGGGGAGUGAAGCUGUGUCUAGAGAGAUGGGGGGUGAAGCUGUGUCUAGAGAGAUGGGUAGUGAAGCUGUGUCUAGAGAGAUGGGGAGUGAAGCUGUGUCUAGAGAGAUGGGGAGUGAAGCUGUGUCUAGAGAGAUGGGGAGUGAAGCUGUGUCUAGAGAGAUGGGGAGUGAAGCUGUGUCUCUAGAGAUGGGGGGUGAAGCUGUGUCUCUAGAGAGAUGGGGGGUGAAGCUGUGUCUCUAGAGAUGGGGAGUGAAGCUGUGUCUCUAGAGAUGGGGAGUGAAGCUGUGUCUAGAGAGAUGGGGAGUGAAGCUGUGUCUCUAGAGAUGGGGGGUGAAGCUGUGUCUCUAGAGAUGGGGGGUGAAGCUGUGUCUCUAGAGAUGGGGAGUGAAGCUGUGUCUCUAGAGAUGGGGAGUGAAGCUGUGUCUCUAGAGAUGGGGAGUGAAGCUGUGUCUAGAGAGAUGGGGAGUGAAGCUGUGUCUAGAGAGAUGGGGAGUGAAGCUGUGUCUAGAGAGAUGGGGAGUGAAGCUGUGUCUAGAGAGAUGGGGAGUGAAGCUGUGUCUAGAGAGAUGGGGAGUGAAGCUGUGUCUCUAGAGAUGGGGAGUGAAGCUGUGUCUCUAGAGAUGGGGAGUGAAGCUGUGUCUAGAGAGAUGGGGAGUGAAGCUGUGUCUAGAGAGAUGGGGAGUGAAGCUGUGUCUAGAGAGAUGGGGAGUGAAGCUGUGUCUAGAGAGAUGGGGAGUGAAGCUGUGUCUCUAGAGAUGGGGAGUGAAGCUGUGUCUAGAGAGAUGGGGAGUGAAGCUGUGUCUAGAGAGAUGGGGAGUGAAGCUGUGUCUAGAGAGAUGGGGAGUGAAGCUGUGUCUAGAGAGAUGGGGAGUGAAGCUGUGUCUCUAGAGAUGGGGAGUGAAGCUGUGUCUAGAGAGAUGGGGAGUGAAGCUGUGUCUCUAGAGAUGGGGAGUGAAGCUGUGUCUAGAGAGAUGGGGAGUGAAGCUGUGUCUCUAGAGAUGGGGAGUGAAGCUGUGUCUAGAGAGAUGGGGAGUGAAGCUGUGUCUAGAGAGAUGGGGAGUGAAGCUGUGUCUCUAGAGAUGGGGAGUGAAGCUGUGUCUAGAGAGAUGGGGAGUGAAGCUGUGUCUAGAGAGAUGGGGAGUGAAGCUGUGUCUAGAGAGAUGGGGGGUGAAGCUGUGUCUAGAGAGAUGGGGAGUGAAGCUGUGUCUAGAGAGAUGGGGAGUGAAGCUGUGUCUAGAGAGAUGGGGAGUGAAGCUGUGUCUAGAGAGAUGGGGAGUGAAGCUGUGUCUAGAGAGAUGGGGAGUGAAGCUGUGUCUAGAGAGAUGGGGAGUGAAGCUGUGUCUAGAGAGAUGGGGAGUGAAGCUGUGUCUAGAGAGAUGGGGAGUGAAGCUGUGUCUAGAGAGAUGGUUAGUGAAGUUGUGUCUCUAGAGAUGGGGGUGAAGCUGUGUCUAGAGAGCUGGGGAGUGAAGCUGUGUCUCUAA
Molecule: messenger RNA, 1829 nt
Organism: Coregonus clupeaformis (lake whitefish)
Lineage: Eukaryota; Metazoa; Chordata; Actinopteri; Salmoniformes; Salmonidae
Exons: 1
Coding region: 564-1829 (421 amino acids)
Source: RefSeq, a predicted model, not a curated record